CACCAUUCUUCGGGAGCUAAAAGAGUAACACAGUGUGUUCUUAAAAGAGAGUCAAUUCCAUUAUCAUGACAGUUCGAAGGAUUUGCGCAGGAAACGAAACAGGUGAUUUAGAACUGCAAAAAACUAACCAUACAAACAGUGAAGACGGCAAACGCAACUACUCGUGUGGUCAAAAUGUGCGUAACCAUACUAUGGAAUUUUGUUCGUUUGGGACUAUUCACGGAAUACGCUAUUUUGGAGAGAAUCGUACCUUUAUCGAAAAAUUGUGGUGGGCGCUCAGUCUUACUCUGUCUUUAUACUUCUGUAUUUCGUUAAUUAUAACUGCUUAUAUACGAUGGGAAACUUCACCAGUCAUCGUGAGUUUUGCAACAAGAGAAACUCCCGUAUGGAUGAUUCCAUUUCCAUCUGUUACUAUUUGUCCAACUUCAAAAACUAGAGUUUCAGUAUAUAAUUUUACACAUUAUUAUCAAAAAAAAAUACGGAAUGAACCUUUAACAGAGGAAGAGGAUCGAAAGUUGGGAUACUUGUCUUUUCUAUGCAGUACAAACACUAAUCUCAAUUUCAACUCGGGAAAAUUCACAGAUGAAAAAAUGAUUGACUUUUUUGAAGAAGUUCAACCAAAAUUUUACGAAGAUAGUUUUGACUGUAAAUACUUAGGGCGUAAUUACAACUGCUCCGAUCUUUUCACUCCCAUUCUAACUGAUGUUGGAAUCUGCUAUACUUUCAAUUUAAUGGACCGAUCACAAAUAUUGUCAGAUCUCGUGACCCACCACAAAAAUUUCCACAAAACUGAUGCAUCUGAUGACUGGACAAUUGAACAUGGUUAUAAAGCUUCAGCUGGAUUAAAUACUUACCCUAGACGUGCUCUUUAUGCAGGAGUCCCAUACGGAUUAGAUAUCAAACUGAAAGUACACAUGGAUGAUUUGGAUUCCACUUGUGGUGCUUUAAUCAAAGGAUUUAUGGUACAAAUUGCCCAUCCUCAAAGACUGCCAAGGGUAAGAAAUCAGCAUUUCAUUGUUCCCUUAGAACGAGUAUCAAAAGCUGGAAUCGCCCCAGAUAUGAUGACUACGUCUGAUGAUGUCAAAAGAUACAAUGCAAAGAGAAGAAACUGUCAUUUUCCAUCUGAACGACCACUGAAGUAUUUUAAAGUAUACACACAAAAUAAUUGCGCUAUUGAAUGUAGAACCAACUACACAUUAAGCCAGUGUGGUUGUGUUCCCUUUUAUGUGCCAAGAGAAGAAGGAGUACCAAUUUGUGGGGCUGAAAGUCUUCACUGCUUAAACACGGCCAAAAAGAGAGAGCUUCUUGGAAAUGUCCAGAAAAAAAUUAAUGCUCUAAAUAAGGUCAAAAGCACAGAAUAUGACGACGUUCCCGACUGCCAGUGUCUUCCAAUUUGUACUUCAAUGUACUACAACAUAGAAAACAGUCAGACUCCCUGGGACUGGAGAACAAUCUACAAAUACAACGAAAACCCUAAUGUCAACAGCAGCGAUAAAAAUUUAAUGAUCUCCCAACUGCAAGUAUUUUUUAAAGGAAAUCAAUUUAUUAAUUCUGAAAGAAAUGAACUCUAUGGUUCCACUGAAUUUCUAGCCAACGUUGGUGGCUUGUUAGGGUUAUUUAUAGGAUUUUCUGCGUUAUCUUUUGUUGAAAUUAUAUAUUAUUUAACCUUAAGAAUCGUAUGUAACAUUAGCAUGUUUGGAAAAAAUAAUUGGUCAGGAAAAACUGACUAA
Molecule: messenger RNA, 1730 nt
Organism: Zophobas morio
Lineage: Eukaryota; Metazoa; Arthropoda; Insecta; Coleoptera; Tenebrionidae
Product: pickpocket protein 28-like
Exons: 9
Coding region: 66-1730 (554 amino acids)
Biological process (GO): sodium ion transmembrane transport
Cellular component (GO): plasma membrane
Molecular function (GO): ligand-gated sodium channel activity
Source: RefSeq, a predicted model, not a curated record